This is a messenger RNA of Lachancea dasiensis, 2415 nucleotides long. The record is from the annotation of a GenBank genome assembly. NCBI's taxonomy places the organism in Eukaryota, Fungi, Ascomycota, Saccharomycetes, Saccharomycetales, Saccharomycetaceae.
AUGCAUCUCAAUCUAGCUUUUGUGGCUAUCUCGGCCAUUUCAAGCGUGUUAGGAGCUGAGCUCGGGAACUCCGGAGCUGAUUUCGAGGAAUACGGUAAGCAUACCAAUCAAUCUUUGCUUUGGGCCCCGUAUCGGUCCAACUGCUACUUUGGAAUAAGACCACGGAAUGUCAAUGAGAGCCCAUUGAUGAUGGGCCUUAUGUGGUUUGACUCCUCGGAGGUCAAGGGAGUAAACCAGUUGAGGCAUUUUGUGGAUACAGGGGACAAACUGGAUAAGUACGGCUACGAAUCUUACGAUCCAAGACUUGGUGGCAAAGAAGUCAUCAUAGAUGGUGCGAACAACCUCAACCUGACUAUUCACUUUGCGAAAAGUAGAAAUGGUGAAAAUUGGGGUGCCAGGAUAUAUGGCGCUCCUCUAGAUGCGUCUAAAGCCAAAAUCCCUUCCUUAAUCUUGUACCUGAAUCAAAAUGGUGAGGGAAGUCACCUAAGUACCGAUUUACUUAAACGCCAGGACAAAAAAACUAUAAACCUGGAAGGUUCCGCUCUCGAGCUAGGCGACUAUGAGAUUAAGAUCAGUGACAACUUUGGCCAGUACUACGAAAGAGGACCUUCUGUGGCUCACGAUCUGGACAGCAGCAAACCAUCACACUUCUCGUUUAAUGUUCCAGAUGAUGAGGUCUGGAAAGCACGAGACAUAUUCCAGACCAUGCUAACCGAGUCGGUCCAAAAAAUGGUGCUCUCAGGCACCAAAAUGAAUCCUCUGUCGUUGCCAUCUCUACUUAUGAUCAGAAAUCUCAACAACUUCGCACCAGGAAAUUUCCAUUUCGUUCAAAAGACGUUCGAUUCCCACCAGCCCUUUGAAUUUGAUGUUAUAUUCAACAAGAAAGGCUCGAAGCAACCAAUAAGAUCCAGUGGAGAGCUAACCACGCUCAUAUCCUGGACCAUGAGCGAACUUGAUGCGCGUUUUAACAAUAAGUUUUCAAUAGCAGACCCUGACCUCAAGAGAUUCGCACAAGAGACCUUAGCCAAUCUCAUGGGUGGCAUCGGUUAUUUCCAUGGCACCCAAAAGGUCGACCGCACUACAGAGUUCGAUGAAGAGCAAUUUGAAAAAAUAGACUUGAAAGAGGCCAGAGAGGAAGGACCUCUUCAACUGUUUAGCUCUGUUCCAAGUAGAGCAUUUUUUCCCCGCGGAUUUUACUGGGACGAGGGAUUCCAUUUACUCCAAAUGAAGGAGUACGAUUUCGAUUUAACAUUAGAAAUCUUACAAAGUUGGUUUGCCCUAAUUGAAGAUGAUAGCGGGUGGAUUGCUCGCGAACUAAUCUUGGGAAGCGAGGCCAGAAGUAAAGUACCUGAGGAAUUUCAAGUGCAGAACCCCAAUAUCGCAAACCCACCAACUCUGCUGUUAUGUUUUAGUGAAAUGCUAACGCUAGCCCUCGAAGAAAAUUUGAUCGAUGAUGGGCUAAGUCAUGAGAUGUCAGUUACGGGUGUGGAGACAGGGGAACUGCUUAGACGGCCUGAAUUGUUGACCCUGUAUGCCGAAAAAAUAUACCCCAAAUUGCUAAGACAUUAUGAAUGGUGGACUGACGGCCAGAGAGGCUAUGCCGAAGAAUAUAUAGAAUCUUUGGGUUUGAAAAUGCAUCCAGAAGAAGUGUUCAGAUGGGUGGGAAGAACGUUCACACAUUGUUUGCCCAGCGGGCUUGACGACUACCCUCGUGCCCAACCGCCAGAUGUUGCGGAGCUCCAUGUGGAUGCUCUUUCUUGGGCCGGGGUCAUGACUAGAUCUAUGAAGCAAAUUUCACAAGUGUUGGGACUAACGGAAGAAGUCCAAAGGCUCGCUAAGAUUGAAGAAAACAUCGUGGAUAAUUUAGAUUCUAUUCAUUGGAAUGAGCAGAGCCACACUUACUGCGAUGUGACCAUUGACGACGACCUCGACGAAGUGCGAAAAUUUGUGUGCCAUGAAGGAUACAUCUCUUUGAUGCCAUUUGCCCUCAAACUCGUGCCCAAGGAUUCUGAAAAGCUGAAGUGGUUUGUAGAGUUGAUGGGCGAUACUACCAAGAUUUUUAGCGAGUACGGCAUUUUGUCCUUAUCCAAACAAGACAGUUAUUUCGAAACGGGGGAAAUUUACUGGCGCGGUCCCGUUUGGAUCAACAUGAACUACCUCUUUUUGGACAGCUUGGCCUUCUAUUUCCAGGACAGCGAUCAACAACAAGAUGCCAUUACAGUGACAAAGGCCAAGCAACUCUACCGUGAUUUGAGAGAAAACCUGAUUUCCAACAUGUACAAAGUUUGGGACGAAGAUGGCUACGUGUACGAGAACUACAAUCACAAUAAUGGACGUGGCUCAGGAGUGCAGCAUUUCACGGGCUGGAGCUCACUAAUAGUCAACAUUCUGGGCCGGUUGCCUGAAGAGUUAUAA